This is a messenger RNA of Manduca sexta (tobacco hornworm), 1521 nucleotides long. RefSeq lists its product as uncharacterized. The record is from RefSeq and is a predicted model, not a curated record. Lineage: Eukaryota; Metazoa; Arthropoda; Insecta; Lepidoptera; Sphingidae. Bases 856 to 1521 code for a protein of 221 amino acids. The transcript is spliced from 3 exons.
UUACUACUGCAAUCAAUCGGCGUCUCGUGAUGAGGCAACAUUAGUUUCAGGAGUGAUAUCGCUCGUAUGAUUAAAUAACAAUUCGACCAAACAUCGAAAUUGAUAUUUUACUACAGUGAAAAUCUAAAGUUGGUAUAUCACGCUCACCGUGCGCCGACUCUUGUGCCGGCGCAGCAGGCUGUCUUGAAUCUGACAUUUAAUUAAUAUUUCUAUAACACUAAUGCUACAGGCUGUAUGAUAUUGCUUGUGAGUACCUCCGCCCUUGUCUGUAAGUGUUAUUUAUGCCACUUCAUCAAUUCUGGGAUGUAUCACACACAUUAAUAACUAAUUGCACCAAUUUACUAUCGACACAACCAAUUACUUUUGUGAAGCUCAUCUCAUUGUAUUUUUGCUUUAUAUUGUUUUUAUCUAAUUUAAAUUAAAACAACUAAUUUAUAAUUAAGUCCAAAAGUUGUAACCUGUUUUAUGGUAGCCUAAGAUACAUGGUCUUUGGGGGUUACUGGCAAUUCAAAUUAAUACAACACGUAUACACAGUAUGUAUUGUAUGAUGUAUUAUAUUUUAUCAUUUAACGAAGCCUUAUUUUGUCAUAACGUUACAACAUGUGCACUGUGCCAUAGAGUUAGCUAGUUAAAACAACAGUCUGUUUUGUAUUUGAGUCAUUUAAAAUUGAACGAUAUGAUGCAAGACCGCGCAGGCAAUUAGACCAUGUUUUAUAGACUUCGGUUUCGAGUGGAAUGGACAAUAGCUUAUAAACAGCGGGACUUAAAUGGAUGGACAAUUACAAUAAGACGCAAUGAAAACAAGAUUCAAGUAGACAGUGAUAUUAUUGAGAAGGAGCUCUGAAUUGCACCUGAAUGUAUUUGUUGUCUAGAGGCGCAUUUGUACAUAACAUGAAACGUAAUAUUUAUAGACGCAUCGUCGUCGAACGAGGCGGUGCACCUGCAGCGGCGGCUGCUAAGCCUCAGUUCGGAGCUGGUGACGCUCCGAAACCACUUGCACGUGGGUGCGGGUGGAGCUGGCGGCGCGGGCGGCGCGGGCUCGCAGCCCGCCGUGCCGCCGCGCGCACACCACCUGCCGCCGCCACCCGCCGCCCUGCCCCACCACCCGGCACCACCACCACCAGAAGCUCGAUGGCGGAGUGCGCCAGCUCCGGCGCCGACGCCGACGGCGUCUUGCGCCGGUGCAGCGGGCGCCGGCGGUGCGGGCGGUGCGGGCGGCGCGGGCGGCGCGGCGGGCACGGGCGGUGCGGUGGGAGGCGCCGACGUGGACGACCUCAUCCACCUGCGCGGCCCGCUUACCGAGGACGCGGUGGUACGCACACUGCAAACCAGGUUCUACCACAACAAGUUCUAUACGAUGGUGGGCCCGAUCCUGAUCGCAGUGAACGCGUACACGGACGCGUGCAACGCGCGUCACGCUUGACGGCGGCGCGCGCGCACCGGCCCGAGCUGGCGCGGCUCGUGCACGACGCCGUGCGACACCAGGCCGACACCGGCUACCCGCAGGUACAAGGCUUCUAG